AACUGCGUGGUGACGUCCUUCCUUCCUCCUUUCCUCUGCUACCGGCGAGAAUGAAGACCAUUCUCAGCAGUCAGACUGUCGACCUCCCCGACGAUGUCGAGGUGAGGUUGAAGGGGCGAACAGUGAUCGUCAAGGGGCCCCGUGGUAAGCUCACCAGGGAGUUCAACCACAUCAACCUGGAGCUCAGCCUGCUGGGCAAGAAACAGAAGAAGCUUCGUGUGGAUAAAUGGUGGGGAAACAGGAAGGAGCUGGCCACAGUCCGCACCAUCUGCAGCCACGUCCAGAACAUGAUCAAGGGAGUCACUCUGGGUUUCCGGUACAAAAUGCGUUCCGUGUACGCCCAUUUCCCCAUCAACGUCGUCAUUCAGGAGAGUGGAACUCUGGUGGAAAUCAGGAACUUUCUGGGAGAGAAGUACAUCCGCCGUGUCCGCAUGAGGGCUGGUGUGAUGUGUUCAGUCUCAGCUGCCCAGAAGGACGAGCUGGUCCUGGAGGGUAAUGACAUUGAGCUGGUGUCUAACUCAGCUGCUCUGAUCCAGCAGGCCACCACAGUAAAAAAUAAGGAUAUCAGAAAGUUCUUGGACGGCAUUUACGUGUCCGAGAAGGGAACAGUAGUGGAACAGGAUCAGUAACAGUUACAUCUGCACUCGUAGAGCGGCCUUGAUCCAACAGGCCACCACAGUCAGAAAGAAGGACAUCAGAAAGUUCCUGGAUGGCAUCUACGUCAGCGAGAAGACCACUGUGGUGGAGCAAGAAGUAGAGUAAAUGUUCACACUGUCCUGUUAUGACCAAUAAAACUACCACCUUUUCCAAUUA
Stegastes partitus (bicolor damselfish) is the source of this 813-nucleotide messenger RNA. RefSeq names its product ribosomal protein L9 (gene rpl9). The transcript is spliced from 8 exons. NCBI's taxonomy places the organism in Eukaryota, Metazoa, Chordata, Actinopteri, Pomacentridae. The coding region runs from base 51 to 629 and encodes 192 amino acids. Gene Ontology annotation, biological process: cytoplasmic translation. Gene Ontology annotation, molecular function: rRNA binding; structural constituent of ribosome. The record is from RefSeq and is a predicted model, not a curated record. Gene Ontology annotation, cellular component: cytosolic large ribosomal subunit; ribosome.